GGUCACGAUAUGCUUGAGAACAGGGCCCCAUUAUGAAGCAGACUUCGUCUCAUUAGUUUUGCAUGGUCGAAGUCAACAUCCUGCAUCCUCCAACUUUUCUAGCAAUCACUGUCUCUUGGGGUGGGAAACAUAUAUGAAAUGUAAGGAGAAAUCACAGCGGGUUUUCUCACCUGCCGCGCGAGCCUGAUUUCCUCCUAGCUUCAAAUCUGUGGGGCAGCCACAUAGCAUAGCAAGUCAAAUAAUUGAUUAGCUGUCCAUCUUCCCCACACACUCUAUUUUAGCUGGGCUGCCCGCUUUAUUUUUUUGGCACCCCGUGAUGUGCAUUUUAUACCUUUCUCUCUCUUCCUUUUUAUAUAUAUAAAAAAGUGGAAAUAUUUUUGAACAGUUGCAAAACUUCUCGCCUCAGUCCCACCAGAUACGUUGCUGAGACUUACGACCUUUGGCCACCCUGACCCUCUUGAACAAUAGGUUAAUUUACAGCAUGGCCAAUACAAGGGGGCGCAAACAGGUAACAUCAUAAUCCUGUUUAGGACAUUCACCAGGCAAAGAGGCACACAAGAUUAAUGGGGGAAAGGUGUGCUGGGGCGCCAGCUUGUGCAAGAUUCAAACGCUUAUGCAUUUUUCUUUGUGUGGGCGGCAAUUGUUUCAGUUGGCAGGCAUUGCUUAGAAGCAAAUGCAGAAUUUAAAACAGAUUAUUUUUAACAAAACCUCCCCAAAAAAGGGGGCAAGCAUGAGAGCGGGAAACGCACUUAUUUUGCUGUUUUUCUUAUAAAAAGAAGACCUGUGGGCAGAGUCCACAAAACAGGGUGUGGGGAUUUAGGGGUGCGAAGGAUCUGCUCCCUAGGAUAGUGUCGAAUGCCAGCUGCACUGAGCCUCAAAGAGUGAGCGUCUCUAGUGCUUUUGUCUCCUUAUAUGGUAAAAUGAUACACAGGGGUUUUUCACUAGGCUGUGAAGGCAGGCGCCUGUUUCCACACAACACAGACAGCUGAGCAGAAAUCAGAAGAGCCGCUUGCUCAGAACUGGAGGAAUCCCCGGCUAGCUGUACAUCUCCUCUCCUCUGCCAGCAGGUCACUGUGUUGCCCAUUUAUUAAUGGAUGUGACUCCCCAUCCCAGCUCCAGAGGGUACCAUUAACUGCCCGCCUGUCAACUGCAAGGGGGAACACCAAAACAAGCAUGAGCAAUUGGCCUUGCUUGUCCUUCUCCCUCACACAAGGUUACCUAAAGGAACACCUGCACCUGAAUCAACCUGCCUGUGUCUUAAGAUCCACUUCAGAGGCCCUGUUUAAGUGCCUAAGCAACCAGGAUGACAGGCGGGCAGAAUCCUAGGUGUCAAAAUGACAGAGCGCUUUGACUGCCACUACUGCAAGGAGACACUGUUUGGCAAGAAGUACAUUUUGAGGGAGGAUAGCCCCUACUGCAUCAAGUGCUACGACAGCCUGUACUCCAACCCAUGCGAGGAAUGCAAAAAGCCAAUUGGCUGCGACUGUAAGGAUCUGUCCUACAAGGACCGGCACUGGCACGAAACUUGCUUCCACUGCUUCCAGUGCAAGAACUCGCUGGUGGACAAGCCUUUCGCAGCAAAAGAAGAACAUCUUCUCUGCACGGAAUGCUACUCCAAUGAAUACUCCUCCAAGUGUAGCGAGUGCAAGAAGACCAUCAUGCCAGGUACCCGCAAGAUGGAAUAUAAAGGAAGCAGCUGGCAUGAGACCUGCUUUAUCUGCCAUCGGUGCCAACAGCCAAUUGGAACAAAGAGUUUCAUUCCCAAAGACAGUCAGAAUUUCUGCGUGCCCUGCUAUGAAAAGCAGUUCGCUAUGCAGUGUGUCCAGUGCAAGAAGCCAAUUACUACAGGAGGAAUUACUUACCGGGAGCAGCCAUGGCACAAGGAGUGUUUUGUGUGCACUGGGUGCAAAAAACAGCUCUCUGGGCAACGCUUUACUUCCCGGGAUGAGUUUGCCUAUUGUUUGAACUGCUACUGCAACCUCUAUGCCAAGAAGUGUGCUGGAUGCACCAAUCCAAUCAGUGGACUUGGAGGUACCAAGUACAUCUCCUUUGAGGAACGCCAGUGGCACAACGAUUGCUUCAACUGCAAGAAGUGCUCCCUGUCGUUGGUGGGCCGCGGUUUCCUCACAGAAAGGGAUGACAUCCUGUGUCCUGAGUGUGGGAAGGACAUUUAAAAUGUGAAAAGAAUGAAACCACCAUCAACAGCUCUCACAAGUGCAUCUAUUUUCUCAAAUAAGCAAUGACGGCUGUGGGUUUUGACCAGAAGUGAAAAACGUGUUUGGGUCCGUCCCCCCCCCCCCGCAAUAUAUAUUCAUCAGAUUUUUUUUCUUUUUCUUUUUCUAGGUUGUAGAAAUGCUUUAGAGAAGGGAAAGACAAGAGGGUGGGGAGGUGGUUUUGACAUUGACUGCUAGGCAAUACAUUUAAUUUAUGAAUCGAGUCCAGUUCAAAUACGGAGUUGUGAGUUGCUCAGAUAUUUAGAGGAUAAAAGCUACCAGUGAAGAUGGCUGAUUAUUUUCUCCAGGUUCAGAGACAGUGUGGACUCUGAAUGCCAGGUGUUGGAGAACAUAACAGGAAGUGUGGUAUUGAGAUAGCGUUGCCAUAUGUUUGGAAUUUUCCAGACAUAGCCAGCAUUCAACCCCUUUAAGCAGCAUCCAGGCGGAAAUUGCUUAAAUGUCCAGGAAACUCUGGAUAUAUGGCAGCUCGUGUUGGUAGUGCAGAUUUAGCCAAUUUUAAUUUUUAAAAAAUAGCUCAAAAACGCAUUUUUUGUUGUUGAGAUUUCAUGAAAAAAAAGCUCAACAACUCAACAACUUUGCCACAAAGAGCAAAGCUCAAUAGCUUUUGUGUCCAGAUUUUCACUUUUUUAAAUAUGGCAACCCUAAUUUAGCUCAUACCCUGCUUGUGGACUUCCCAUAAUAAUCUGCUUGGCUACCACACAACAUAGGGUGCUGAUGUAGCUGGGCCUUUGGUUUGAUUCAACAGGGCUGUUACAUUCUUAGCAAUACAAAUUUCUCUUCAAAAGAUGUAAGUAGUUUAAAACUGAUAACAUAUUCGACUUGGGGAUUCCGGAAAGAUUACAGGAGCUACUGUUUGGUGUUGAUAGAUCAAGCAUCAAUGUCCAAGUAGGUGAUAAUUUGAAAGUAGAGUAUGUUGGUUCAAUCAGUGAUAGAAAGUUUUAUCUAGAUAGAUAGAAAGUUUUGGGUUAUGCCUUAAAAUAAAGGUUUUGAGGCUACAAUUCUAUGCACAUUUUCAUUGGAAUUACUCCCAUUGAACUGAAUGGGACGUGCUUUUGAACAGACUGCAUGAGGUUUAAAUUGAUGUGAAUCCGCAACACAUUAUUGCACAGUAUUACAGGGCCAUUUUGCAAAGUACAUCUUCAGUUUUUAGUAACUCGUUUUGAAAUUCCAUUGCACCUUGUAUUUUAUGAAGUAAUAAAUGUAUUUCUAAUGAAGUCUGCUGUAUUUUGGUGAAGUUGACAUCUUAGAGACUUAACUUUCAAUAAAUGUUAGCAUUUGAGGUAAGGCGUGGAUAAACUCCUUUUAUUUAAAAAGGAUGGAUCCAUAUAAACAACAAAACCAAACCCCAAAUCUCAAUGAGACCAUUAAAAAACAGAAGCAUUACAUGUUCCGAAAGUAACCGCCCAAUCGCUGGCUGCUACUGGUACAAACAGAAAAUUGCCCUUAUUUUCUGAAAUAUUGGGCAAUAAUGGAAAUUAAGAGCAGCUACAUUCCUGUUCCAGAUAUUUCCAGUAGUGUAUCUGCAGUGCUUGUACAAUAUUGCUCCAGUGUCUGCUGUUCAUCAUAAUUUCGCAAUCAGUAACUUCAGGCGCUGAUCAAAACAGAUUCUGAAAUCAUAAAUAAGCAGGAGGCAGAUGAGGUUGCAGCCUCCUCAGAUUUAUACUGUUAUGCAUAACUAUUAGUAGGGCUUGAGAAGGCUUUAUCUUCCUAGCUUAAGGAUAAGGUAGCUAGAAGUCAGCUCCUGCUACUGCAUUACAUUCAUUUUCACUUUUGUGUCCAAUUAUACUACGGUAGGUAGAUACUGGUAGUUUGUCUACUUUACGAAAACAUCUCAGCUCUUGAAAACAGGUCCGAAGAAAACGUAUAUAUGGCUCAGUGACAGAAUAUUUUCUGCUUUUCACACAGUCAGGAUAUUCAUGCAAAUUUAAAAUCUCUCAAACACUACUGUAUAGGGGAACCAUCUCAAAAAGUGUGCAGGGCACAAUUAUUUAUAAUAUUAGUCUUUUCAGGCAAAUUAUAAUUUUAGGGGAAGAAUGGUGUAAAUCAAUUUCUGGCAUAUGCUGUUUCUUUUCUACAAUAAAAACAUAAGCUCUCCAGUGAUUAAUGCAGAAGACUUAAAAUCCAUAUACUGUACUGUAUACUCAUAAGAGAAGACCAUAAGAUCUUGAUCUCUCUCCGCAAGCCAAAUAUUAAACUUUGAAACAGCAGUUUUCUGUGUAUUUCUACCAGUCAUGGAAGCCACUCAUCACAUAUAGCUGCAGCUGAGGAAUUCAAUGCAGGCUCUAGAACAAAACAAAGAAUGAAAAGGAAACCCCAAAUCAAUCUUGAUCUUCUUGACUUGAGUCAGCAGUGUGAUGCAGCAGCUAAAAAGGCCAAUGCAAUUCUGGGCUGCAUCAAUAGGAGUAUAGCGUCUAGAUCAAAGGAAGUAAUAGUACCACUGUAUUCUGCUCUGGUCAGACCUCACCUGGAGUACUGUGUCCAGUUCUGGGCACCACAGUU
This is a messenger RNA of Zootoca vivipara (common lizard), 4733 nucleotides long. It is a transcript of the gene FHL2, whose product is annotated as four and a half LIM domains 2. Gene Ontology annotation, biological process: negative regulation of calcineurin-NFAT signaling cascade; negative regulation of transcription by RNA polymerase II. The record is from RefSeq and is a predicted model, not a curated record. Gene Ontology annotation, molecular function: transcription factor binding; transcription coregulator activity. Gene Ontology annotation, cellular component: Z disc; nucleus. NCBI's taxonomy places the organism in Eukaryota, Metazoa, Chordata, Lepidosauria, Squamata, Lacertidae.